Colletotrichum spaethianum is the source of this 1548-nucleotide messenger RNA. RefSeq lists its product as uncharacterized. Gene Ontology annotation, biological process: spliceosomal snRNP assembly. The transcript is spliced from 2 exons. NCBI's taxonomy places the organism in Eukaryota, Fungi, Ascomycota, Sordariomycetes, Glomerellales, Glomerellaceae. Gene Ontology annotation, cellular component: SMN complex; nucleus. The record is from RefSeq and is a predicted model, not a curated record. Bases 1 to 1548 code for a protein of 515 amino acids.
AUGGCUUCGAAGCGCAACUACGCGGCGUCCGAUGGUAACGACGUCGCCGAGCCGGCGCCGAAGCGCAACAAGAAGCCCAACCCCAAGACGCGCGACCACCAGAACGCCCACAUCGACCCGACAUGGGGCCAGAAAUACGUCUUCUCGUCAGCCGCGGGCUCAACGACGGUUCCCGUGGACCCGGACCUUGAUUUUGAGGACGAUGCAGAUGCCAUGGCGUAUCUCAAGUCAGUAAGGACGCAAGCAAACGGCAUCCCCCACCUUCUCGUCGCACCAAAGGUCUCGAUCGGCCCGCAACUACCAAAGGAGCUCCAGGACGACGGCUGCGAUGACGUAGAAGAAGGCGAGAACGUUGAAGAGGACCGGGACAUUUACACCACAGGCCAGGGGGAUUUCAGAGGCUACUACCAAGACGGCGCAUACACCGCCCGACCUGAUAACUGGGACGACCGGCGUGCCCCUGGGGACCACGAAGCAGAAGACGGCGGAUGGCAAGGUAACGAAGGCGUCUACGACGACGACGAAAACACAGACCCCGAAGCGGCGAUCCACGAGGCCUACUUCGCCGCGAUCCUUUCCCGCUUCAACGCACUCCGCAGAACCCUCCACACCACGCCACCACCAGACGUCGUCGCUGCCCUCCCGCGCACGCACGGCUACCACGUUGGCGCCUUCGGUCCAAAAUCGGGCACGUUCUCCAUCUGGUCGCAGCGGCUCCGCUCCACGGACCCUCUGCCGGCGCAGAUCGCGAGCAUGGACAAGGACGGCGUGCUGCGCGUCGUGCGCGUGCUCCUGGGCGGAAAGUUCCUCCGCAGGGGCUGCGAGCUGAGGGAGCGCACGAGUCGGUGGCUGUGGGCGCUGCUGGCGCGGCUGCCGGAACGAGGCGCGUUGAAUCACGCCGAGAUCGGGUGGGUGCGCGAUCUGGGGCGGAGGGCGGUGUUGAUGAUGCAGAGCCUGGCGGACAUGGCGGCACUGAGAGACGCGUUGGAAGGGGAGGGGAUGGAUCUGGGCGUGCACGAUGCUGUUGAUGAGAGCUCGGAUGACGAAGAUAUGUUGAGGGAGAUGGAGGUUGAGGAGAGGGACGGGGAGGAGGUGAGCGGGAAGACGGGGGAGACGCCGAGUGCUGGGUCCGAGGUUCUGACCGAGACGGCAAAGCCCGAGGAGCGUGAUUUCACACCGCAUAAACCCACUGACGACGGUGGAGUUGAGGACGGAGAGGUUGACGACGACCAAAAGUCGGAGCCGAUGGACGUCUCUGAAGAUGGCGAGAUAGACGAGGGCGAGGUUGCAGAGGAACCUGUGCCGGGCGAGACGCUUGAAGAGGCGCGAGCUCGUCUCCUCGCCCAGCUGGAUACGGCCGCUGAAGAUGCACCGUCCGAGGCUCCAUCCGAGGAACCCAUCGCAGAGGUCGAGUACGAGGAGAUGGCCGACCAGCUGCGCGCCAGGAUGAACAUGCGGGCCACGCUCAACAUGAUCCUGACAGUCGCCGGUGAGUUCUACGGACAGCGCGACCUGCUUGAGUUCCGGAACCCUUUCACAGGUAUGUAA